Messenger RNA from Nicotiana tabacum (common tobacco), 1321 nucleotides. The record is from RefSeq and is a predicted model, not a curated record. NCBI's taxonomy places the organism in Eukaryota, Viridiplantae, Streptophyta, Magnoliopsida, Solanales, Solanaceae.
AUGGCCAAGUUGGAGAUUCAAAUUCAGACAAGGAAAAUGGCAAGGCCCUCAACUCCUACCCCAGACCACCUUCGGUUCCUCAAUCUUUCAUUGUUUGAUCAGCUGGCUCGUCAUAUCUAUGUACCAGUACUAUUACACUACUUGCCGAGCAGUGAAUGGAACAGCGCAGAAAACACUGAAACAUAUGAUAAGCUGCAAAAAUCAUUGGCUGAAACCUUAGCCAAGUUUUACCCUCUAGCAGGAAGAUUUAGAAAAGAUGACCUCUCAAUUCACUGCAAUGACGAAGGUGUUGACUAUGUCGAAACCAAAGUCAAUGCGGAUCUUGCUGAGUUUCUCCAACAAGGACCCAAGAAUAUUGAGCUUUUGGAUGAUCUUCUUCCAAAAACAGAUCUUCCAUCAAGCCCAUUACUUGGAAUCCAAGUAAACAUAUUCAAUUGUGGAGGCCUAUUCAUUGGAAUACAAAUUUCUCACAUCGUAGCAGAUGCUUUCACGUUAGCAACAUUUGUCAAGGAAUGGGCACACAUUAGCCAAACAGGAACGACAAAACGCUUACCUCAGCCUUCACCACCUUCCGACAGAGGCGCUAAGAUUGUCAGGGGAAGGUUUGUGUUUAAUGCUUUGGCAAUAGCAAAGCUGAAAGAGAGAAUCAAUUCGACUGCUACCUUAAAGAAAACUACUCGAGUGGUGGUUGUUAUGUCGUUAAUAUGGAAUGUUCUAGUGGGCAUUUCCUCAGCCAAACAUGGACAUUCAAGGGACUCUACUUUGUUCUUUCCCAUAAAUUUGAGAGGAAAAUCAAAUUUAACAUCUACAGAACAUGUUCUAGGGAAUUUCUUGAUGUCUGGAAUUGCUAUUCUCGAGGCAAACAAAUCAAGAAUGGAGCUGAAUGACUUUGUUAACUUGGUUGGAAAUGCAUCAAGGGACACAUCUGUAGGCAUUGGUAAGGCAAGCAUCGAUGAUAUUACCUCUAUGGUUGUUAAAAAUAACACAGAAUUUUUAAACAAAUUUGGUCAGAAAGACAAGAUGGACAUUUAUGCUAUCACUAGUUGGUGCAGAUUCCCCUGGUAUGAAGCGGACUUUGGUUGGGGAAAGCCGUUCUGGGUGAGUUCUGUGGGCAGAUCUAUGGAAGUAAUUAGUCUGUUUGACACGAAAAAUGGUGAUGGCAUAGAAGCAUGGUUAGGUUUGAAUGAGAAUGACAUGGCUGAAUUCGAGAGAGACCCUGACAUUUUGACAUAUUGUCCUCGUCAAAAGCAUCAGUUGAUUACUCAAAUUCGAUAAAAUGAAAUUACAUUUUGUCCCGUUAGCAAUUGUUUAUGGUUUGUAA